Molecule: messenger RNA, 1120 nt
Organism: Dentiscutata heterogama
Lineage: Eukaryota; Fungi; Glomeromycota; Glomeromycetes; Diversisporales; Gigasporaceae
Source: the annotation of a GenBank genome assembly
AUGAACGAAAGUUGGGUUGAUAGCAAAAUUAAAGAAGGAAAAAUAAUUGAAUACAAGUAUAAUGAAUUUGAGAAGUUUAAAGAAAUUGGCAGUGGGACUUAUAGUACAGUUUACCGGGCAAUGAUUAGUACAGAAAACGAAGAGAAAAUAUUUGCAUUAAAAUUCAUAAAGAAUAAUGCGUACAUUGAUAAAAUAAUUGAGAAUGAACUAGAAAAUAUGCUUUUGGUCGAACAUCCGAAUAUUAUAAAAUUUUACGGCAUUACUAAAUUUAUAGAUAAUAUGGAUGAAGAUAAGAUUAAAUACGUAUUCGUACUUGAAUAUGCAGAUAAUGGCACUUUAAGCUAUUAUUUACGCAAAAAUGCAACUGAAAUCGAAUGGGAAUUAAAAAUUCAAUUUGCAGUUCAACUAGUAAAUGCUGUUAAAUGGCUACAUAGUUGCAAUAUUGUUCAUGGUGAUCUGCAUUCUAAUAAUAUACUUGUACAUCAAAAAUCUUUAAAAUUGGCGGAUUUUGGACUUUCACAACGUAUUACCGAGUCAACAAAAUCUAAAACUACAAGUGAAAUUUUUGGUGUAGUACCAUAUCUUGACCCCGAAUGCUUUACAUUAAAGGAAAAUGAAGAUGGAAAGUUUCGUAAACGUAAAAACAAGAAAUCAGAUGUUUAUAGCAUUGGAGUUUUACUAUGGGAAAUAUCGAGUGGAAGAGCACCUUUUGAUGAUAUUGAUGAUCAAGCGACCCUACCAUUUAAGAUAAUCGAAGGUCUAAGAGAGAAACCAGUUGAUGGUGUACAUAAUAGAUAUAUAUCCAUUUAUGAAAGAUGUUGGCAAAAUAAUCAAAGUGAUCGACCAUCUAUUAAUGAUGUUUCAAUAGUAUUAGAAGAUAUUAAUAUUGAUCCUUUUUAUCGAGAUAUUCCGUUCACUGAAUUGAAUAUAUCAGAUUUUAAAGAAUAUAUUGAUACCACUUUUGAUGAAACUUUGGAUAUUCCGUUAGAUUUAGAAACACAAAUAAAUGAACAAGAUCCUAGGAUUAUCUUUAUAAACGGUCUAUAUUCAAAUUUUCGUGAUAUGUUUAAUAAAGGCAAGUCCGUCCCAAAAAUAAUUAGUGAUUACAUAUUUGAAAAUG